AAGAGAAGCUAAAAAAAAAAUUGUGGAAGAUAAGUAUUACAUCUUCCACCAAGGGCACCUAAUUUCGGUGGAAUUUGGGAAGCGGCCGUAAAAACAGCAAAAGGCCAUCUUUAUCGCAGUCUCGGCGGUGCAAAACUGAACUUUGAAGAGCUGACAACGGCACUGGUAGAGAUCGAGGCCAUAAUGAACUCCAGGCCAAUUACUCCAAUGUCUCCUGAUCCCAACGAUCUGGAAGCGUUAACGCCAGCUCAUUUCCUAGUUGGGUCUUCUCUCAGAGCGAUUCCGGAACCAAGUCACGAAGUGCCUGACAUAAGCCAUCUGGAAAGGUGGCGUCGAAUCAAUGCCGUAAAAACCCACUUCUGGAAGCGGUGGUCAUCGGAAUACGUCCUAGAACUCCAAAAUCGUGCCAAAUGGACAACUUCAACUCCAAACCUCGAAAUUGGUAGUCUCGUCAUAAUCCAUGAAGAUAACUUGCCACCCCAAAAGUGGCUUAUGGGAAAAGUCGUAAAACUAAUCAAGGGUCCUGAUGGUCAUGUACGUGUAGCCGAUGUUAAAACGUCACGAGGAGAGUUUCGAAGGCCAAUUCGAAAACUAGCAGCGAUACCGUCUUAAAAGGAAGUCCUUUCAAAGGAGGCGGAAUGUUGGAGCCAAUCAAAUCAUCAAAAAAUAUUUACUAUUAAUAACUAUCUUAAUUUGUAUUUGUACUUAAACCAUUCAAUUACUAUAAAAUUGCUUUUAUUUUCAUUCAAAUUAAGCGCCUAAAUUAUACCAAUCGCCAUAAUUUUUACAUUUGAAUUCGCCCUAAAAAUUGUAUUUUUAAAUUUAACGUAACUUCUCUCUUGAACUACUAGAAAAAUGUGUGUAUAAAUAGAAGCUUAUAAAUGUAAUAAAAGCUCCUUCUUGUAUUAAACCCUACUGGGAAAUCACUGUCU
Eupeodes corollae is the source of this 932-nucleotide messenger RNA. RefSeq lists its product as uncharacterized. NCBI's taxonomy places the organism in Eukaryota, Metazoa, Arthropoda, Insecta, Diptera, Syrphidae. The record is from RefSeq and is a predicted model, not a curated record. The transcript has 2 exons. Bases 184 to 612 code for a protein of 142 amino acids.